AAACAUUAUCAUCACAUAAGUUAUUUCCAUCAUCUCAACAUAGAUAUAUACACAUAUAUAUAUAUAUAUAUAUAUAGCCUCCUAGGACUGAACAAAAAGGAGCCCUCUUUUCUGCUUUCUUUAUACUGUAUGUAUGUACUGUAACCAUUAUGAACUCAAAAUGAGUUUUCUUUAAAAUAUUAUAAUAUAAGAACGAACCCCUAAUCCUAUGUUUGCCUAACUUCUGUUGAUUUUCUUGAUCUACUUAAUCUUUCGAGAAAGUAAGUUAGAGAUAUGUUGGCGAGGGAACAUUUCCCAUAUAAUGUUAGUAUGAUACUUCUAUGAAGGUAAGGGAUCGAACCAUUGACAUUUAUGCUGAUAACCGAUAUUUAUAAUUAAAAAAUAACAUGGAGUCCACUAUUGUUAGAUAAUACAAAAUUACUAAAAAUUUGUUCCAAUUAAUGUUUCAUGCUGCUCAUUCUUUGACACUGCUAACGUGAAUUGCAAAUAAUUAGUAAAAAAGCUAUUGGAAUAUGGGAUUUUUCCUUGAACUUUCACUAACUAGUGUGCAUAUAAAUAUUCUAUAUAUAUAUAUGGAGCAGGGUGUACUUUUCUGACUUGCACAAGCUUUCCAUCUGAGCGAAGAAGUUUCAGUUGAUCAUCUCUGUUAACAGAUCAGAACACACGCAGUGUUGAAUGAAGAAUAAUAUGAAUAUGGACGAAGGGAUUUCUUCAAGAUUUUAUGUAAAACCGGCAGGAGGCGGCGGAGACGGUGGUGGAGUGGCCGGAAAAGGGAGUAUGAGCAGUAAAUGUGGGAGAUGGAAUCCAACUGCCGAGCAAGUAAAAGUGCUGACAGAGUUGUUCAGGUCAGGGCUUAGAACUCCGAGUAGCGAUCAGAUUCAGAAAAUAUCUCAUCAGCUCAGCUUUUACGGCAAGAUCGAGAGCAAAAAUGUAUUCUACUGGUUUCAGAAUCAUAAAGCUCGUGAAAGACAAAAACGUCGCAAAGUAUCUAUUUCUCUUGAUCACACUCAUCAUCAUCAUCAUCAUCAACAACAACAACACUUCAUUCUUCCACCUUGUUCUAACUAUUUUGCAGAUGAUCAGUCCACAACAAAUAAGGGUGGUACAAUGGAGUUGGAGCCAGAAAGAAUGAUGAAAACGCUUCAACUUUUUCCAUUAAACUCCAUUGGCGAAACAGAAGGAGAUAAUGAUCAUCAGUUCAGAGUAAAUGGGAAACAGUACGAGGAGGCAACAGCUUUCACCUACAAAAUAGGGACCAAAAUGGAACAUCCGCCAUUGGAUCUUCGUUUAAGCUUUCUGUAAAAAUCGAUGGCUGUUGAAAAAAAUAUGGUAAGACUGUUGUGUAGCAGCUGCUUAGGAUUUUAAUUAGUUUGAAUUUUUCCUUUUUUAUGGGAAAUGGAAAAGGGUUUGGACAUUCUCAAGUGCAUGCUCGAAACACGUAGAUGAUGAAUGAGAGUGGCGUUGGAUUUAUUGUUAAUCAGUGAAUGUUGGAAAUUGGGAAAUUCAAACGGGCUUUUAUCACGAGAAACCAAUGUGUGGAUUCAAUGCUUCGGAAUUCAUAAAAAGGGAAUUAUAAAAGCUAUUUUGGUCAUUCCUUGGUUUUGCUUCCCUUGUUAUUCAAUUCAAUUCAAUUCAAGUCAUUCCCCAUUUCAAUAUUGCCUCAGGCUCAC
Cucurbita moschata (crookneck pumpkin) is the source of this 1670-nucleotide messenger RNA. Its product is annotated as WUSCHEL-related homeobox 5-like. Gene Ontology annotation, molecular function: DNA-binding transcription factor activity; DNA binding. The transcript has 2 exons. Gene Ontology annotation, biological process: plant organ development. The record is from RefSeq and is a predicted model, not a curated record. Lineage: Eukaryota; Viridiplantae; Streptophyta; Magnoliopsida; Cucurbitales; Cucurbitaceae. Bases 676 to 1302 code for a protein of 208 amino acids.